UGCAAACCAUUUUCCAACGCACGUGUAAAAUCUGUCAACACGCGUCGCCCACUUUGCGCACCGUCCCGCCCACGAUCGUGUGAAGCAAUUUUCAAAUAAAUCAGUUCAGCGUCUUGUCUUAAGCUCUUCGUACAGCUUUUCUUCGCGUGUACGGCACUCGAACGGUGUUGUUGUACGAUAAAUUUUCUACAAAAACCGAGCCAAGUGUAUAAAACAUGCAUUCGGUACGCAACAGGAACACCCCGAAAAAGAACAACACCGCGUGUCAUCGUGUUGCUAGUCGCAAGUCUGCUACAAUAACAACAGUGACAAGCAGCAAAGCAACAGAAUUGAAAUCGUUCCGAGUAAAGUGAAAGCAAAUAACUGCAACAACCAAACCAAAACAACAACAAAAAAACAAAAAAGAGAAACCAUUAAGCACUGUAAAAAUGGCACCGCGGUUGAAACACAAAGUGCUCUUCGUACCGCAAGUUCAUGUAAUGAUCAUAAUAACCUGCCACACGGACCAUUUGGGCGGAAUGUUUGAAGUGAAAAGUGGAGCUAAAUUAAAAGAAAACACCAGCCCAGAUCCAGUGGUCCCAGCGUCUUGAGUUGGAAAGUACCCUUGUAAUCGUGUACUGGACCGGUCUUACCUCAUUGCGGUGUCCUGCGAAAUGGUGAAAUAAAAGUAAAGGAAAAACAAAAAUAUUCACUAAAAAAAAAAAAGAUGGAAAACUGUAAGCGGUGGAGUGUAAAAUUUGAUUGCAACCGUACCGUUUGAGCGUACGGAGCAAAUGGUUGUUGCUGCUGCUGCUGCUGCUUUAAGCUCUUCUCGAAGUACACCGAAACAUGGCCACGCACACACACACACAAACAGAGAUUUACUCCAAAAUGGGAAAGAUUUUCCGGCGCACAAAUUGUUGCACGCUGGUGUGUGUGUUUGUAUGUGUGACUGUGUGUCUGUGUGUGCGUAACCGACGAAGCCACCAAGAUCGUUAGCAUAAACAAAAUGCCACCGUUUAGUGCGUGUGCGGGUGGUGCCUACGCGUGCUAUUGUGACUGAAUCUUGGCUCACAAAAGAAACCGAUAGCGCAACUCACCCAACUCCUUGUCCCUCUCCCCCCAACCUUCCCCUCUGAAUACCCCGCAAACACUUUUAAUCAGGGAAAGGUGGAACCAACCGAAGGGAUUCUUACCCUCGUUUGGAAAAACCAUUCGUUAGUGAAGAAUUUUCCUGCCGGCUGUUUGUGUUACGGUUCGGUCCGUUGCGUUUUGUUUUAGUUUGGAGUUUUCUUUUCCGCAUCCUUGAAGCGUUCCUCUUCCCCUUUCCGUUUCCCUGUUUUUCACGUCCCAUAGUGUACUUAUAAAUUGUGCGUAGCAACCGGUUUACUGUGGCGUUCAAUACGCAUCAGGAAACCGUUCGAUGACGACGACGAGGAAAACCUUUCAACGAUCAGCGUUUCAGGAAAGGGCGAAUGAUUGGAGGUGAUUGUUUUCCUUCUUAUCGCAUCGUUGGAGCAAUCGGUUCGAGCUGUUGCAAAAAAAGCGAGUCCAAAAGUCAUCGUCAUCGGUUGAUACAGUUUCGUACCAUCGGAAAAGCGAACUGUGACACAGAGGAAGGAAGGAACAGAAAAACGAAAGACCAUUUACGCUCGAACGGAAAGUUGAUACGACGGCCCGAUCUGCAACACUACACGCUAACAACGGAUUUCAUUCAACGUGAAAAACCAAACGAAAAGUGAAUCCCGUGGCAAACGCUGACAGGGAGUCGAAUCUUCCCAUUCCACCCGCCCUUCCUUAUCCAUUUGAUUGCCAAAGCCACACACACACAUACACGUAGGCAAACUUCCUUCGUGUCGAGGUCCCGGAACAGAAAACGAACCGAGAAAAACCAAUUAUGAUGUGAGAAAAAUCAGAACCAGGAGUAUUUUUUCUCCCGUUUUGCACCGUCUUUCGUUUGUUUUCUGUGGCCUGCGGGAAAAUCGCGCACGAAUGAAAAUUUGAGUUAAAAGUGAUCUUUUUUUUUCGUUGAGUUCGUGGUUGGGCCGAGAAAUCGCACAUCCAGCAUGCUUUCAAGCAAUUUCACUGCUACCAGAGCGAAAGGCAAAUGAGGACGAAGGCCCGAAAACUAGAAACGAAAUUUUUUCGAACACCAACAGAGAGCGGACCUUUAUUUUGUGGUUUGGGGUUUUUUCAUAUAGGAGUGUAUGUGUGUCCUCCCUUUUGUGCGGUUUUCCACUAAACUGAUUCAGGCACGUUUGCUGCACAUUUGUGAAGGAAAUUUUAUGUGAAAAGAAUUGUAACGAGUAGAGCAAUUAGAUUUGUUAGCGCGUGAAUAACAUCAUAAACCUUUCGCGUACUGCUUCCUUCCAAGCAGCAAAAAAAAGUGCCAACGCCUUCCAACGACCGUCGCACGAAAACAUUAAUUCUUGGUCGUUAAACUGUUGUUUUUUUUUCUGCUUCGUGUGUGCUUCAUCUAGGGGUGGUUACCGUUUUGCGCAUCGGUUUCUUUUCUUUUUUUUUGUUUUCUGCAUGUGAUUGGCGGUGUGCGUGCGUAGUUUGUUUAAGGUUAAACAAACCUUCCCCAUGCGGCCUGUGAUUGUGUUUAAUGUGCUUUACUUACCAUGAAUUGGGCUUUUCCCAUUUAUGUUUGCGCUCCAUUCACACUCCAUUCGGAUUAUCAACGUCUAUUUCUGCAGGUGAUGGAUUUCCUUUUCGACACGAGUGCUGCGGGCUUCGGGAGCAGGCGUAAGCGAUAGUCGCGAUAGUGAGACGUGAAGUUUUAGUAAUUUUCUAGGCCAUUUUGAAGUGUUGCCCAAAAGUGAGUGAAGUGUAUUGUAAGUUUUUUGGGGGGGUGCAAACAUUUUUCCCUUCACGACCGAUGCUCCCACGAAACCCCGCCCAGAAGCUAGCGGGGUGGUGCUUCCUGUUUAGUAAGUUUUACGACCAUUUUGGUACGAGCCCGAAAACGGAAAGUCACAACAAAUGCUUACAUUUACAUUAGUGGCUAGUGGCUAGCGGAGGCACAACAAAUCAGUGAGUAAAAAUAACAAAUCACGGCCCCAUUAAAGUGACGUGACGGUGUUCGCGGUGUUGCGUGUGCCGGGUAAACAAAACUGCGUAGCAUAAAUAAUCGAUUCCCAACGAACGAAGUCGGCACGUGGCGCGUGGCAGUAUGGAAAUUUACAACCGCCGGCGGCUGGAAGCCGUUUCCGGCGCCGCAGUGUGUGAAUCCGAUGAUGAAGGACCGACGGCACAAGGUGGUACGGUAUCGAGCGGAUGGUGUGGUGUCGAGAGCCGCAUCAACGGUGGUGAGAAGGAACAUCAACAUGGCACCCUUAGUAGUACGCCUUCCACGCCAACACCGGCCUGCACAGACAGUGUUGCAAGCCGGUGGAAAAUUCGCGGAAGGAUCUACCAUCGGUCCCACCUGCACCUGUUGCUAGUCGCUGCCGUGCUGCUGAUACACAUGCUUGUAAAUAUUAGAAUAGGAGAAGCAGCUAGUCAAAUACUCAACAAAGCGGAACCACUAUUCAUCUCCAGAUCGGAAGCAUUCAAGUUCGCUGUCGGCGAUACGAUUACACUACCGUGCGAAGUAGCCUCUCCAGGUACGUACGUGCUGGCCUGGAAGCGGGGCAUCGCCAUCCUGACCGCUGGUUCGGUCAAAGUCACUCCGGAUCCGCGCGUUCGGCUUGUGAACGGCUACUCGCUACAGAUACGCGAUGCAGUACCGCAGGAUGCAGGAGAUUACAUCUGCCAGAUCGCCAUGAUGGAUCCACGAGAAAUUACACAUCACGUGGAAAUUCUUGUUCCACCAAAAAUCACUCACGUCACAUCCGGCGGUCAUCUGCAGGUCCGGAAGGGUUCACCGGUACGGCUCGAAUGCUCUGCCACCGGUAACCCGAUGCCCAACAUUACGUGGACCCGGAAAAACAAUCUGUUGCCAAACGGCGAGGAACAGUUCACCAAUCCCGUGUACGUCAUCGAAAACAUGGACCGGCAUAAGGGUGGAACGUACAUCUGUACUGCCAACAACGGUGUCGGACAGGUGGCCACAAGUCAAAUCAUUCUGCAUGUGCUGUAUCCACCUGAGAUAAGCGUGGAGAAUCCGAUCGUGUACUCCGGCGAGGGCCAGGAGGCGAUGCUCGUGUGUAUCGUGCACGGUGAAUCUCAGCCGGAAAAGGUACUGUGGCACAAGGAUACGAUGCAGAUCGACCAAACCGAACGGCACGUGAUCGAAAACCGUGGUGCCCGCCACACGCUCAUCAUCCGGAAGGUGCACCCGCAGGACUUCGGUAACUACUCCUGCAUCGCGGACAACCAGCUGGGCAAGACGCGCAAAACGGUCACGCUGACGGGCAUACCGAAGAAGGCCGUGUUCCGAUCCGUACCGAACAGCCAGUGGAAGGACAAGUAUAACAUCUCCUGGAUCGUCGACUCCCAUUCACCGAUCGAAGAGUUCAAGCUGUACUACCGGCAGGUGGACGGUGAUACAAUGCAAACGCAGGACGGCAUCUAUCUCGAUACGCGGAAAAUGCAUCACAGCUACGCAGGUGAUAAUAUGCUAGACUACAACCGGAAAAUCAACUCGUACGAUAGCUACUCGUACAACAAUGGCUACCACAAUCUGCACCACAAGUGGUCCAAGACGGACUGGCGGGACAUUGUGCUGCCGGCGUUUCCCUACUCCCACCACUACACCCAGGGCAUGAGCUACCUGAUACGGGGGCUCGAACCGGACCAACAGUACGAGGCACGGGUUCAAUCCAGGAACCGGCACGGUUGGAGUGAAUUUUCCGAGAGCUUUCUGUUCACCACGUCAAACACAGAUACGGAGAUACGCGACCUAAGUGUUACUCACUACAGCUCGUCCAGGGCGUCAGUCAUAUUUGCCAGUGAAAUGCGAUGUCUACUAGGAGCCCUGUUUCUGGUCACCAUAUGCCGUUUGGUAAGCUUUUGAAGUUGACCCUAUCGCUAAUUGCCGUACAGCAGGAAAGAUUUACGCAGCAAAGGUUCUGUUAGCCGGUGGUGAUUCAUUACAACAGCACAGUUAAGUCAUCAACAAUACAUUCUUAAUCAGUUUUAUCAGUACAUCCCACAAAACGUCCUCCACGAAAAAGAGCUCCAUUGUUUUUGGAGAAUCUCAAUUUGUUAAUAAUUUCUAUCGCUCAAAAAGCAUUACUCAAUUUUGUACUCAUGAUGUCAAAGAAGCGUUUAUUUAUUUUUAUGACACAGAAGAAAAAAAAUACCCUCGAACGAAUAACCAUUCAGGCCAAGCAAAAGCGACAGCGCACGGAAAACGGCGCGACUGAAAAACGUUUGCGAAAAAAGUAAAUGUGAUUACAAGAACAAAAAAAAACGAUACCAAUUCAAACCAUCACGCAAGCAAGCAGAAAAAAAAACAACGCGAAAAGUUGAACGCAACUUGAAAUUGAUUAAGCUGGAAGGACUAUAUAUAUUUUUUGAUGAAAUUUAAUUUACUCUGAUAAAAUAAACAACCACUCAAAUUAAACCUCUGGCUACUGGAACGAAGAUGGCAAUUUCAGCAAUUACGCUCGCGACGAUGAUGAUGAUGAUGGCAAUGAUGAUCAUGGUGACGAUCGCGGUCACGACCUCGCACCCGUUUGUGUGCCUGUCGCUGGUAGCACGCAGGUGGUCAUAAUUUAUUACCAUUUGUCUUACCCCCGGGGAACGGACGGGACAGGUCGUACGGGGCGUUCUGUUCAUCCCGCGAGGCGGGUUUUUGGUGAAUGGUACAAUGCAAAGAAAAGAACACCAAAACUUACCACCAAAACGGAUGCGUUUCACAACGAAUGAAAAAUUCAACCAAAAGCACUCCAAAAAAUAACAAAAACCUUCGAUGGUGCACCGGCCGAACAGCUGGCGGGGAGGGUGAAAAGGUGGCGCCGGUUCAUUUGCGGAAAAACAAGAGGUACAGAACAAUCUGCCAUUGCCGCCAUUGAAGAAAAGUAUGGAGCACAAAAAUUAAAUUAAUUUAAUUGAAAUCACACUCCAUUGUGCUGCGCUCACUCCGUUGUCCGGAGGCGAAUGAGCUUGCUGUUUGCUUUUAUUUCGGAAUAUUCCCACCGAGAAGCAAGUUUUUUUGCUUCUUUUUUAUGUACCGAAAAUGUGGUACUAAGCAUUGUUCUGCCAUUUAUGCCUGUGAUGAAAUAGUUUGUUUAAAAGCUCGCAAUUACACACGCCACAAAUAUGUAACACUAUUCAUACGGCGAUUGACUGUGACAGCCAGUCAAAAUUGCAUACAUUCCGGCGUUCAAUUAGGGGAUGCAUUCCAUUAUUAUUAUUUUGUGACAUAAUUCCUAAAACAUUUGCCAGCCAUUCCGGUCGGCCAUAAUGGAAUUCAUCCGCUUAUUGUAAUAAUGUCCCAUUAUGCAUUUAAAAUGCUUUCCCAAAACUAGCUUCCGACGCUACAUUGGUGGAUGAAAAUCAUUAUGAACUUAUGAAUAUGGAAAAGGUCAUAUCUGUUCCCCUUUUGCUUUGCCGCAGACCAAAGACCCUCCUACCUUUAUCAUACGUUUCACGACUGUAUCAUAUUUAGUGGCGGACAAUUAAAGGUGUGUAAAAUGCAAUUAUUCCACAACAAGCCCGCAUUGAAGGUGCGGUACCACCGCAGCCGAAACAGCACUGGUCCUAAAAACGGAUAUUCCUUUUGAAUAUGCAAAACUCUAGCACCGAUUCAACUACCACACGCUGAUUUCGAGGGGUAGAUUUUGUAAUUAAAUUUUGAAACAAACCUCAACUAAUAAACCUUCCGCUGCAAAGCAGACAAACCUGCACCAAGUGGAGCGAUUUGUCCCUGUGGUGAUGGGACGAAGAAAAAAACUCUCGAUUCCAGCUGUGUAUUGCAAUUCCACCGUGUGCUGGUGGGCAUUACUUUUAUCGUGCUGCAUGGACAUAACGAUUCAAAUGAUUCUGUUCAAACGGCGAAGGGUCAAUGGUGUAAUUGCGAAAUGGAACUUUAUGACAGUGCGGCACUUGUGCUCGUAAAAACAAAUCGUAGAGAAGAAAAAAAACUUAACAACGCCAUAUUUUUAUUUCGGUGCUAUAGAAAAAUAUUCCACCAGUUUUGAUGGUUUUAAAAGGGACACCAGAAAGCACAAGAUGCAAGCAAAAACAGAUCGAUUUCAAUAAAAGCCUUCCCAGACAGACAGUUUGACAGUCUUCAGCAAUCAUUCACCCAGAAGGUGUUGAUUUCAUCGUACGGUUGUCAGAAGCGUCACAAUAGCAUCAAAAAGCCUAUAUUCAAUUAAAAUAAGAACCCUUUUGAGACGGGUUUCGCUUCCAUUUUACACAUGACGUAAGGGAACAAGAACUAUGACCGCUUACUCAACGCUGCUGGUCAGCAGCUGUUCGUCUUAUGGUCCCUAAUGAAUUCCUAGACGCUCACACUUUCAUCCGGAAGUCAAACAAAACGGAACUACACACACACACGUCAAGCUUAAUGGUACAAAACUUUGCCAACCUUUCUUUAUGACCCAUGCUUACAGAUGCAUGUUUCUUUCCCCAACGCAAGCUUCGAGCGUAAAAGUUGAAGUAAAGUUUUUUGUUGCCCACCGAUUUGAUGAGGUGAAGUCGGAUUGGUUGAUAGGAACAUGUACGUCUUUUUCCAAAAAAAAAACUUUCUUGCAGAUGAAAGCCCCUUGGGUUCCACAGCAUUACGUUCAGCAACACCGUCAAGCAACAGGGCCGUACCGAGCCUGUUCUUCAGCGCAACCGAAACACGACAGCCAAAAAAGGGAUUGACUUCCGUGCCUGUUACGUUUGCGGUUUUCUUCAUGGUGCGAGUUUAUCUUCGACCCGCUCAAAACCACGACCGGACGAACCAACCUACCAUUGAUUAGAGCACCAGCAGAAGCUAGCAAAAGGCGCCAGUCGGGGUUUCUUUUUUUUUUGGUAAAAGUUUCACCCAAUAUUCAACCGCCCGCCCGUUGCAGACAAGCAACAGCUCCCUUGAGUGGCCUUCAGCUGGUGCCCUAUUUACGAUGCCGGCCGUGGAUAAAGGAUGAAGAAACGGAACAAUGAAUGUUGUCGGAAAAAAAGGGAAGAAAACUUCAUCCACUUCUAAUCCACCCCGUCUGUUUUCGUUUUCUGCUCAACCACAAAACAAUGCCUAAGCAAGUGGUGGCCGGUGUUGAGCAGGAUGUUUUGCAAACGGUAAACCACCCGUACGAACAAAAGCAUCCCGUUUGGAUUCAUCUUGAUAGAAAAUCUUGAUAUUGCAUGCCUUUCGUACGCGGUACAGUGAUAAGGUCGGGGAGGGGAAUAUCAUUGCCUGCACAUCAUCAUGCACAUCAUCGUCGCAGUCGUAGCUGUGAGGUUUAAACAGAAAAGUUUUCACCUUCCAAAACUCGGUUAAGCGAAUGUAGAGCAAAUGCAUCUAAAAUAAAAGCAAAAGACAUCUUUCUCACAACCACAACCCAAAAGCCAAUUCCCAAAUACUCGAUCGUCAGCUGCAUUGGAGAAAUGGCUAAUGUUUCUUUGCGAAAAGUUUAACGGAUGCAACACUGCGUGGUACAGUUCCGGGUCCGAAGUACGUCCAUUUUCCACCGGGCCAGUGGAAAAUUGUUUCGUAAAGUAUUUGUUCGCUUUGCAUGCGGUUUGGACCGAGGGACAUGGGUUUCGAAAAUGGUAUCGUUUUGUUUCGCGCACGGGCUAAGUUUAUCUUGCUUUAUCUUGGGGUUUUUUGAAGUGUUCAAGUAAGCACACCAACCGACGCCGUACAACACUUGUUGUAAAUAUAUAUGCAUGUGAAUGUGCUACCAGGAUAUGUUCCAUAUUUUGACCAGAGCCACAGACAGUCAUGCAAGAACUUUUGCAAUGAAAACAAUGCCCACUAGCAAACCAUGGCAGUACACGAAUGAAUGAGGAAGACAUUCUAGCCAGGGGAAAGUAUUGCAAAAGUUCAAACAAGCUGUUUUUAGUAAACUUAAAGCAGCGUAAAGUUUCACAAUGGCAACCAUCUUGGUGGAGGUAGCCGAGGGUGAAAGGAAGCGAAAAAUAGUUUAAAGAAAAUUAGGAAAAAUGAAUUUGUUGUAAGCAGCCCCAUUUCCACCCCAUACCGUCUCCUCACACACCACCCCAACCUUGCAUCCUUUCUGACACAUACACCCUCACCCACACCAACACCCAACAACCCUGUUCUGUACAAUUUUUGCAUAGCGCCUUAGAUGUGUAUCCGUCUGUGUUGAUCAUGCUUGACCAUCUCCCGUGCAAAGUGGAGCCAGAUGUAAUGUUACUCUAUUUGUGAAGAUUAUUUAUUUACUCGUGGAUAAGAAUGUGUUUUCUUUCUUUUCCUAGAGCAAAGCAUAGCGGUUAAAUAGGUUAAAUGCGAUAGAACUCAUUAGUAACUGCAUAAGGGAUAGGGAACGUACAUCCUGUAUCCUUUCCUUUCCUUUGAUGUCCUGUCAAAUGUCGCUAACGUGAUCGGUCAUUAAACAAAGAAACAAAAACUGCAAACAUUCGCUCUCUGCUCAAUCCUGAUCGUGGGAAAAUCAACCCGUGCUGCUUCGGUACGGUACAGCGGUACGAAGCAUAUUAUGUAAAUGUUUAGAAUAAUGCAAGAACAAAGCAAAAGUAACACUGAGAGACGAGGAAGAAGCAGCAGCACGCACACUGAACUAGCACGCUCUCGAAACUAUACCGUCAAACAAAAGAAAAACCCAGCUGCUGCUACUGUUUUCCGUGUAGGAUAAGUCAUCCAAAACAAAGAGGUAGAUGAUGAACGUAUUUCUUAAAUCAGAUACUCCUGAGUGUAUUUAGUAUGUGUAAAGAACGGUUGACGGUAUGUUAGCUUAACCAUUGUGUCACUCAUCAUCAGCAUCAUCAACCCAAACCCAUCAAUCCACAUAACAACGAGAUUUAUGAAGAAAACAAGACUCAAUCAUCCGGCGCUAGAAUAGAUCGUGCGGUAACAAAAAAAAAUAUCGAUGGAUAGCACACACACACACACUUUCGACACCUUGCUCGUUGAAAUAGAACACGGCAGCAAGAAGGUACCAUUUCAUUUCCCACUGGGAUGAAAUCAUACUAUGUAUGGCAUGGUGGUAAGCACACCGAGCAGAAAGCGAUGUAGCGAUGUGAGAAGAGAGAAGCAAAAAAAACGAUAACAAAAACGAACAAAAGUAGAGAAAAUGAAGAUAAAAAAAAACCUAUGAGAAAAUGAUACAAAACUCUUUAUAUGAUGACUUAUACUUUAUAUGAUAACUAUUUAAAUAAGCGACAGCAAAGAUGAUUCCGCAUGUGAAAAGAAAAACACAGAUAAACACACACACACACACAAACACAUCCAGAGAGAAGGAUAAAACCAAGCGUAACUUAAAUGGAAAAUCAGAAGAAGAAUAAAACAAACACAUACACACAAGUAGCAAACUGUACAAGAGGAUAAACUGGUGAACAACUUCUAGAUGCACUUUUUGUAUAUAUCUACACACUCACCCAUACACAAAGGCCAGAUAUCCUGAGCAGAAUAUGGAGAUGAUCAAAAGCUAAAUGCCAACCGGUGGUACGGGCGACCGGAAAAGGGGUGGCAAAAAGAAAACCGAGAUUAGACAUGUACCGCUCCUUGAAGAAACGAAGAUAUUCUGCGUAUAUUUUGCAAAAGCUUAUCGAAUGUGUCGAAUAGUUUAUUCAACGAAACAACACACGGCAAAAUGUUAUACCGAUUCAUGCUGAUCCAAUCUUAACCCCACAACAUGGGAACGUAAAGACAAGAUGGAUGUCUUGGGUCUUUUUGUUUUGUUUUUUUUUUUAGAUAAAGACAAAGACAUUUUCAGCCAGCAGCAUGGUAAUUGCAAAAAAAACGACAUACGCAAAAAACCACCAUAAAGCAGGAAUGAUACACACUGUACCGAUCGAGCCCGAACGAUCGUUCAUUCAAGAUAUUCGCACACAAAUAAUGCACAGGUGUAGAGAUUAAGCAACAAACCAGAACAAAACAAAACAAAAAACAUUCAACAACGGCCACUGCAAGAUAAGCUCAAGGUAAUAGGUUACAUUUGUUGGAGAAUAUUGUAUAUGUAAAACAGAAACCUAACACAACCACAGAAAACCUUACUCUGGGUAACAUUCUCCUUGGAUGACACUAUCAAUUUCAAUGCAAAUCAUACCGCAAUGCCAAAACGCAGUGCAUCAGUGAAGUAAAACACAGAGAGAGAGCGAGAGAGGAAAAAAAAGAAAAAUUUAUCUCAACAUGAAAUAAAACGUGAAAAUGAGAUUACUAUAGUGGAAACAAAAAAGCGAGCGAUGGAUUUAUGAAACAUUUGUCAACAGUGAAUCGAAAAUAGAAACAGAGGGAAUGCAAUGUUAGAUCAGCAGAAACGAUGCCGUGAAAAGCAGUGAACCCUUACUGUGUAACGGAGAAGCAGAGAACAAACACAACUACACUUUGUCCAGCAGAUGAAAUAAAGUAAAUUCAAUAAAAAGUAAUAAAAGUGAA
Anopheles funestus (African malaria mosquito) is the source of this 11434-nucleotide messenger RNA. Its product is annotated as hemicentin-1-like. The record is from RefSeq and is a predicted model, not a curated record. The transcript has 11 exons. Gene Ontology annotation, molecular function: protein binding; axon guidance receptor activity. NCBI's taxonomy places the organism in Eukaryota, Metazoa, Arthropoda, Insecta, Diptera, Culicidae. Bases 3155 to 4939 code for a protein of 594 amino acids. Gene Ontology annotation, cellular component: axon; neuronal cell body; plasma membrane. Gene Ontology annotation, biological process: homophilic cell-cell adhesion; synapse organization.